UAUGGUGCAGAUCUGCUAGUGUCUAAUGGUCCACUCUAGGACAAACUACUAGAAAAAAUAAUAAUAGUAGAAAUUUGCCUGGAUGACUAGACAGAGACAUGUCUAUUGUACCAUAUUCCUUUGCAUUUUGCUGUUAUCUGCAUCUCUCUCUCUGUGAUAAGGAUCGAAUCCAGGACCUUGGGUACUUCUACCAAUGAGCUGCAUUCUCAGACCCUAUUUCAUAUAUUUUUAUCCUUAAACUUUAAAAACAAACAAACAAAAAACUGCUCUUUUAACUUAGGGGAUGAACCAAACAGGAGUUCAUACUGAUGCCCUCCUGGGCUUUUAUCCAAUGCUUCCCCAUAGUCACUUUGGAACUAAUCAAUCAACUUGGGCAUGAAGGCGAGAAUUCAGAUUAGUGGAACCUUAAAAGCCCAGGUGAGGCGUAUUGGAGCCGGGGCUAUUGGAGAGCACCAAGUCUUAAGACUUCCGCCCCUGGAGAGCGUUUGUUUAUCUCUCCUACCGGCCACCCCCGGGUCCGCCCAGCUCCGGUUGUGCGUGCGCAGUCUCCUGGAGUUGUUUGCCGUCUCUAUGGCAACUCGGGAGGUGGAGUCUGAAAAUGGAGACCACCGAGUCUACAGAGGGAUCUUUGUCGCGAUCUUGUGAUGUACAGCCCAGCUCUGAAAGACUAGAUACCGCUUCAGAACCGGUUCCUUCUUCGAGCAGUAGUCCUAGGUCUUCUGCCCCUGCCGAGGCUCCUGCGCAGUACUCUGUGCUGACAGAGCCCUCUUCUGACAGUCUUUACGGGGCACCCUGCCCUCCAGCCCAUCAUAGAGGCCAUGGGUUUGGCUUUCAGCCCUUCUAUGUUUCUUGUAUUCCUCAGGAUCCCUGUAAUAUGGCAGACCUCAGCUCCAGAGCUGAUCCUACCUCUUCUUAUCCUUGUCAUAGCUCUGGGCGUGGCUCUGGCUCUGGCACUUGUUGUGGUCUUGGCCAGAGCUCUGAGCUUAGCCAGGGCUCCGGGCCCACCUCUGGGCCUGCUCCUGCCUCUGGACCUAGUCUUGUCUCUGGACCUGAUUCUGCCUCUGGACCUGAUUCUUCUGCCUCGGGACCUGCUCUUGCCUCUGGACCUGGUCCUGCUGACACUGGACCGGGUCCUAAGUUCAGCACCUGCAUUCCUCAAGGGUACAGAUGCAUCCCAGUUGACCUGACCCCUGAUUAUAAUGCAUGGUGUCAGCACUUACACUGGAAGCCACAACGCUCCUGGAAACCUCUGCAGGUCUCAGAACCUGGAGUGAGAGGGCCAUAUAAACCUCCAGAACCUGGAGCACUCGGGCCAUGUGAGCCAUGUGAGCCAUGUGAGCCAUGUGAACCUCCAGGGGUUGAAUCUGAGGAAAUUCUCUGUAAAACACGGCCACGUGGCCAGUGCCUUCUCUACAACUGGGAGGAAGAGAGAGCCACCAACCAGCUGGAUCAAAUCCCUCCAUUGCAAGAUGGCUCUGAGAGUUACUUCUUCCGACACGGACACCAGGGUCUGCUGACCACACAGCCCCAGUCACCCAUGUCUUCUAGCACCACCCAGAGAGACUCAUACCAGCUCCCAAGACAUGUCUGUCAGCCACUUCGAGGGAAGCGUGAAGCCAUGCUGGAGAUGCUCCUGCACCACCAGAUCUAUAAAGAGGUGCAGGCAGAGCAGGAACCUGCAAGGAAGCUCUUUGAGACCCAGUCAGUAACACACCAUGACUACAGAGUGGAGCUGGUACGAACAGCACCUCCUGCCUCAACAAAGCCUCAUGAUUACCGCCAGGAGCAGCCUGAAACCUUCUGGAUUCAGCAGGCAGCACGGCUACCGGGUGUCAGUGACAUCAGGACACUGGACACACCAUUCCGGAAGAACUGCAGCUUCUCGACGCCCGUGCCCUUGUCGCUGGGGCAGCCCUUGCCUUACGAGCUUGAGAGCGGCCCCCACCAAGUUGGGGUAAUAUCUUCCCUUGCCUGUCAGGGAGGAGGGCGGGGGUGUGGAAGGACGAGAACAACUCCAAUCUAAGAAUCGAGGAGAGAAGCAGACGUGGGAUUUGAAAUCAGUUUCUGUUUAUACUACAGAGGUAGAUUGGAUGGAGUUGAUUCUGUCCUCGAUGAGGGGUUUUACAUAAAGCACUCUCAUCCUUAAGCUGC
This is a messenger RNA of Mus caroli (Ryukyu mouse), 2151 nucleotides long. It is a transcript of the gene Spag8, whose product is annotated as sperm associated antigen 8. Gene Ontology annotation, cellular component: nucleus; cytoplasm. The record is from RefSeq and is a predicted model, not a curated record. Lineage: Eukaryota; Metazoa; Chordata; Mammalia; Rodentia; Muridae. Gene Ontology annotation, molecular function: microtubule binding. Gene Ontology annotation, biological process: positive regulation of transcription by RNA polymerase II.